This is a messenger RNA of Brachypodium distachyon (stiff brome), 1697 nucleotides long. Its product is annotated as E3 ubiquitin-protein ligase DIS1. Gene Ontology annotation, cellular component: cytoplasm. The transcript is spliced from 4 exons. Gene Ontology annotation, molecular function: ubiquitin protein ligase activity; protein binding; zinc ion binding. NCBI's taxonomy places the organism in Eukaryota, Viridiplantae, Streptophyta, Magnoliopsida, Poales, Poaceae. The record is from RefSeq and is a predicted model, not a curated record. The coding region runs from base 327 to 1232 and encodes 301 amino acids. Gene Ontology annotation, biological process: ubiquitin-dependent protein catabolic process; multicellular organism development.
CGUGUGGGCACAACAAACAAGUGCCGGAACGCAACGAAACAGAGAAAUGGAAAAAAGAAAAAGGAAAGGCUUCGCAGCUUUCACGCGACAAAAUUACAAAAACCAGCGGUGAAUCAGAACAAAACACAAUGGGGGAGGAGAGAGAAGCUUUAAUUCGAAAUUCUGUCGUCUCUCUAUAGCUCAGCUCAGACUCAGACUCUUCUCCCCACCACGCCGCUAACAGUCGGCGGAGACCGCUGUGGGCUAGAUCGCCGUGGCGGAGCCGGCCUACACUCCUGCCCCGGCCUCUUCCCCCUUGAGGAAUCUACACUUGCCAGGGUUUGCCUAUGGCCUCAGCUGCUUAUAUUGAUGAUUCUGGCUCUGAGGUUAUUGAUCCCCCAAAGUCCGAGGUACUGGAUGUUACUGAACUCAUUGGCGAUCAUAUUCAGCUUACUCCAAAACCCAAUGUGGUAGUUUCUAGCAGCGUUCGUGAACUUUUGGAAUGUCCAGUCUGCUUGAGUGCCAUGUACCCUCCUAUACAUCAGUGCUCUAAUGGUCAUACAUUGUGUUCUGGAUGCAAGCCACGGGUUCACAAUCGCUGUCCAACUUGUAGGCAUGAACUGGGUAACAUAAGAUGCCUUGCUCUUGAGAAGGUGGCUGCAUCUCUUGAACUUCCAUGCAAGUACCAGAACUUUGGUUGCGUAGGCAUUUAUCCUUACUACUGCAAGAUGAAGCAUGAGUCACAGUGCCAAUAUAGGCCUUAUAGUUGUCCGUACGCUGGAUCUGAAUGCACGGUUGCUGGUGACAUUCCAUACUUGGUAAAUCACUUGAAAGAUGAUCACAAAGUUGACAUGCACAGUGGAAGCACUUUCAACCAUCGCUAUGUCAAGUCAAAUCCUCAUGAAGUUGAGAAUGCCACCUGGAUGCUUACGGUUUUCAGCUGCUUUGGCGAGUACUUCUGCCUGCAUUUUGAAGCAUUUCAGUUGGGGAUGGCACCUGUCUACAUCGCUUUCCUGAGGUUCAUGGGAGAUGACACGGAAGCAAAGAACUAUAGCUACAGCCUGGAAGUAGGAGGCGGUGGGCGCAAGAUGAUCUGGCAAGGGGUUCCCCGGAGCAUCAGAGACAGCCAUCGAAAGGUCCGAGAUAGCUAUGAUGGGCUAAUAAUCCAACGGAACAUGGCCUUGUUCUUCUCCGGUGGUGAAAGGAAGGAGCUAAAACUGAGGGUCACCGGGAGAAUUUGGAAGGAGCAGUGAAAUGAUCAGCCAAUCCAUCUUUUUCCCUGGCAUGAAUCCAUUAAUCAGAUUGCGAGAAUUUGUAUUAAUACAUAGGCGUUGGUUCUGAAGCCUACAACUUGUAAUACAGAGUAGUUUUCACCCUCUUUUAGCUAUCUUCGACUAGGUUGGCGCCUGUGGAUGGUCAGGUAUCACCCAAAUAACCUGAGUGUUACUGAUGUAGGAUUCAUGGCAAUCUUCUCUUUGCCUAUGAACUGCUUGGGUGUCGCCACUCUAUAGCAUAGGGGAACCUAAUGGCAACUCAUGAUCUGUAAAGGUUGUAGCUUCUGUCUGUUUGAUGCUCGAUUUCUAUGUGUCUUGCAAUGUUACUCCAGGAUCUGUAACAGCUUGAGAAUUAGAACAUGUAGGUAAUCAUGGUGAAGUCAUGAAUCACUCUUUGGGGAUACUUGGACAGAAAGAGAUGUUGAAUAGCUGAGGGUUUGCACA